AAUAAAAAUUUUAUUCAUCGGUAAGUUUUUGGUGUCAUUUCAAAAAAAUGUGUUUUUGUCAACCGCAUUGUGACGAUGUUCUUUUUCUUCCCCUACAUUUUAUACUCAUUAUUAGUUCUUUUGUUUGUUUGCCCAUAUUUGCGGGUGGGUGGCAAUUUGAAUUGUGCUACACUACUUCUGUGCUAAAUCCACGUCAGUCAAUAUUUUCGAUGUCCAUCCUUUCUGUGUGUGUGAGAGAGAGAGAGAGAGUGACGCUUAGUCAAUAUGAAAUGGAAUCCAAGUGAUGAUGUGAACUUAAAAAUUCCGUGCACUAUCGAUCAAUGGUACACUUGGAGAGUGCCUAUUGCUGGGAGCAAAAAGAAAGUAAAAUUACACAGGUCUACAACUGUAUGAAUAAGAUUCAUCAUCAUCGGAGAGAAGAAAAGCUGUUAUUUGCAGAAUAAUGUGUGUGUGUGUGUGUGUAGAUACCGAUUGUGUUUAAAUUAAAAAAUACUGUCUAGUUCAUAAGCAAAAGCAAAGUGAAUUCUGUCAAUCAAGGUUUCUAAUGUGAUCAGCAUUGUGCAACCUAUCUUGCCAUCCCAGUUGACAUGUGUUUAGGUAUAGGUUUCAUGUUCAUUCAUGCUUUUCAGAGAAGUGUAUAUUGUAUAUUGAUAUCCCUUCAGGGAUUCGAGACUAUGUCACGUCCUUGUGGUGUAAAGUGACAUAAAACCGGAUAAUUUUCUUAUGGGUUUGGGUAAACGUGGCAAUCUAGUCUAUCUGAUCGAUUUUGGUUUGGCUAAAAAAUAUCGUGACAGUCGAACACGUCAGCAUAUACCAUAUCGAGAGAAUAAAAAUCUUACCGGGACAGCACGCUACGCCAGCAUUAAUACACAUUUGGGUAUAGAACAAGCACGCAGAGAUGAUAUGGAAUCGUUGGGCUAUGUAUUAAUGUAUUUCUUACGUGGUAGUCUUCCAUGGCAAGGUUUAAAAGCUGGUACUAAACGUCAAAAAUAUGAACGUAUUAGUGAGAAAAAAAUGCAAACCCCAGUAGAAGUAUUAUGCGAAGGUUAUCCAGUUGAAAUGGCUGUCUAUUUGAAUUACUGUCGGGGAAUGCGUUUCGACAAUGAACCAGAUUAUUCCUAUUGUCGUCAAUUAUUUCGUAGUCUAUUCCACCGGGAAGGAUUUACAUACGAUUGUAUAUUUGAUUGGAAUUUGCUGAAAUUCUCUGGAAAUGAUCAAAACGCUGUAAACAAUACAAGUAAUAAUAAUAAUAAUAACAAUAAUAAUACGAAUGACAAUGCAAAUGCCAAUAUCUCUUUGGCUGUGAAUUACACUCAACAGCAAACAAUACGACAGCAGAGGGCACUAGGAAAUGUUAAAGCAUCUCUUCGAGGUCAUCAUCAUGAUGAAAAGGCUAAAUCUCGCAACAAACUUGGCUCCGGUAAUCCUGGUUAUACAACAACUCAACAGGUGUCUGCCUCACUUAUGAAUAAUAAUAAUUCCUCAACUCCUGCAGCAGCCACAAAUUCACGUUCAGGUUUCACUCAACAAGGUGUUGGCGCAGUGACCGCCUAUCCACGUGGUAUGCCAGCGUCUUGUCUACCAGCUGCCCAGAAUAUGGUUGCUCAGUCACUUCAAGUCAUGAGUCUUCAAUCACAAUCAUCAACCAAUAAUCAUCAUCAUCAACAUCAGACAGUCUCAUCGACUGGUGCUGUUGCAUCAGCUGUCGUUGGACAUCAACACCAACAUCACCAUCAUCAUCAACAACAGCAUAUGCAGAAUAUGCCAACUCAUCAUCAGACGUCGAAUAAUUCGUUAACUCCAUAUUAUAAUCAAUCUGUACAACAACAACAACAGCAACAGAACAUUACACAAUCACCCCAGUUAACUGCAUCACAAUUCACUAAUCCUAAUUCUAAUAUUCCUCCAUAUAUGUUUCUUGCAAACAAUACUACUAACAAUAAUAGUAGUAAUAUUACGAACACAAGUAAUAAUCCUGGCGGCGGUGUCUGUGGUCAACCGACUAAUUCAAAUUUAUAUCCUUCUAUUGAUCCGAAUUGUAUUAUACAACAACAACAACAAUCUCAAAAUGUUUGUUGUUUACCUCAACAACAACAACAACAGCAGACAACUCAUCAAUCCAGUACAAACAGUAAUAAUGCUAAUCAACUUCAACAAACUGCUGCACAACGUCAAGUUAUCCAGUCUAUACCUCAUCAUCAUACUUCCACACAACAGGACAAUGAUGAUUGGCGUGGCGGUGGUAAUCAAAUCCAUCAACAGCAACAAUCGGCAUUUGGCAAUCACCAUCCGCACAAUUUAUACCAUUUAAGACUUCAUCCAGAAUCUUUCGGUGGUGCUGGCGGCGGUGGUAUACCGGCAACUGGUGGUAUGAAUGGUGGUAGUGGUGGACAGUCUGUUGGAGAUAAUUUUACAACGCCUAUAAUUCCUCCUCAAGGACAAAUUGGCACUGGCAAUAAUGCAUUUCGAAAAUAA
Trichobilharzia regenti is the source of this 2475-nucleotide messenger RNA. The record is from the annotation of a GenBank genome assembly. NCBI's taxonomy places the organism in Eukaryota, Metazoa, Platyhelminthes, Trematoda, Strigeidida, Schistosomatidae.